Molecule: messenger RNA, 1416 nt
Organism: Nicotiana tabacum (common tobacco)
Lineage: Eukaryota; Viridiplantae; Streptophyta; Magnoliopsida; Solanales; Solanaceae
Source: RefSeq, a predicted model, not a curated record
AUGACUAACGGGUCUAGUAGUACUACUGCUGAUUCUGAAUUUACACCACGUGCUUCUAGUCCAUUAUUCCUUCAUUCAUCUGAUAUACCUGGGAUGUCCUUAGUUGCUGUUCCCUUUUCUGGUUAUGGCUUCGGUGGGUGGAAAAGGAGCAUUAUUGUAUCCUUGUUGGCUAGGAAUAAAAUUGCUUUCAUUGAUGGUAGUUUUCCUAAGCCGACUGUUGGUUCUCCUGAGUCUAAACAGUGGGACAGGUGUAACAACAUAGUUAUAUCCUGGCUAACCAGCUCACUCACACCUGAGAUUGCUGAGAGUGUGCAAUAUUCUGACACUGGACCUCUUGAUAUAGCUUCUUAUUUCAACAAGUUAAACAAAUUAUGGGAUGAAUUGGGGACUAUGGGUUCAAAUCAUGCAAAUACAUGCAUUUGUGCUGUAAAGGAGGGUUUGUUGAGGGAUGAUGAAGAAAAUAAAGUUCACCAAUUUUUAAUGGGCCUGAAUAAAACUUAUAUAACUGUCAGAAGCAACAUUCUCAUGAUGAAUCCACUCCCUUCACUUGAUAAUGUGUGUAACAUUCUUCUGCAAGAUGAAAAGCAGAGACAAAAGACUCUUAAUACUCAUUUUACACCUGACCUAGCAUCUUUCAAUGCAAAUACAACUACUCCUACUAGGUUUCCUCUUCAUUUUCAGUCCCAAGGGCAGUACACUCAAAAGGUUAAUUUUGACUCACCUAAUCAGAGGUUGGUUUCUAAUCAGAACAAAGACUUAUUCUGCAAGUACUGCAAAAAGAGUGGUCAUACAAUUGAUAAGUGUUAUAAAUUGAUUGGAUUUCCACAAGGUUUCAAGUUUACCAAGGGAAAAAGGUUUGGGAUUGGUGCAAAUGUUGAGUCUUCCACUUCUGAAAACUCUAAUUCUCCUACAACAUCUGGUUCCAAUGGUCCAGUUUCUGGCAUACCUGGUCUUACCAUGGAGCAGUAUUCCCAACUCUUGACUUUGCCGCAACAAUCCAGUCUUGUUGAUUCCAAUCCUCAACCCAACUUUGUGGGGUCUGCUAACUUUGCUGGUAGUAAUCUUUCUUUGCCUGAGUUUAAUGGUGUUGCUGCUUAUUCUACUUGCGUGUUAACUAGUGUAGCUAGAAGUGUUUGGAUAGUAGAUUCUGGAGCAACUGAUCACAUGACCUCUGUUAAAGAACUUCUUUUUGACAUUACUCCACUUCGAGUUCCUUACUUAGUCACUAUACCUAAUGGAUAUAAAGUAAAAGUCAAAUGCACAAGGUCACUCACUUUGAAUUCUUCAUUUGUCUUGCACCAAGACCUUUCCAGGAAGAAGCUUCUAGUUCUUGGUAGGCUGGACCAAGGGCUAUACAAACUUCAUCACCUUUCCACUUCAUCCCCUUCUGGUUGUGCUUUGAAUAAUAUUGUGUAG